This is a messenger RNA of Xiphophorus couchianus (Monterrey platyfish), 3334 nucleotides long. RefSeq names its product transmembrane protein 82-like. The record is from RefSeq and is a predicted model, not a curated record. The transcript is spliced from 6 exons. Lineage: Eukaryota; Metazoa; Chordata; Actinopteri; Cyprinodontiformes; Poeciliidae. Bases 290 to 1312 code for a protein of 340 amino acids.
AAAAGAUACUUUAUUAAAACAAUAAAAUCAGAUGUAAAACUCAGACCCCAUUGUUCUCGUUGAAGAGUGUUUAUUUGCUUCAAACAAUCUUAUCUUUUCAGGGGACUUUCAACCUUUUUCAUUGAAAUUUUUUAGAGUGACAACAGGAGUCAAGCUGUUUGACCUUUGACCGGCCAGAAGCUCGGCUCCUCAGCAGGAGAAACUCAAUCAGAGAAAGGUUUUGCUGGAGAGCGUUCUGACGGCAUGAGUGGAAAAUCCUCUUCUGAGUUUAAGAGUAAUUAGGAGAAACAUGAACAUCUUUUAUCUGUUCGUUUGGAUCCUGGACAUUUUUCAAUGGACUCCUUUCGAUUCAAAUCCAGUUGAUUGUUUUUUUAAAGGUCUGGUAGGAGCCUGUGGAGUUUCAGUCCUCUAUAAUCUGAUGAGAGUUUACAAUUUCAUUCAAGCAUGCAGUGAUCCUGACACCGAAGGUGGAGACAGACGGAGGUCGUCUUCCUCUAGAAAUCCUCUGAGGAGGAAAUGGAGAGCGGCGGUCCAGUUCUGGUUGCUGGCCGGCGUCCUCUCUCUGGUGGGCCGCAGGGUUUCCUCUCUCAUCGUGCUGGAGUUUUCCCUCAGAGCCGUUUCUGCAUUGGCCUCCGCCGGACAGGACGACGGGUCCAGAGGUCUGGAGCUGCUCCUGGUCCAGAGCCAGUUCUCUCUGGGCUGCAGCCUCACCUGCACUCUGGCCUUCAUCCAUCAGGGGGCGCUACACAGCUCCUUCGGCUUGCUCCUGGCCGCUGCGCUCAGCUGGGCAUUUGCGAGCUACAGCAGCGGUCUGUGGCGCCAUGUGGCCAGGCUGUUCCCGCUGCACAGGACCGAUGGUUACUGUGGGAAGUGCAUCAAUCUCCUAACCUCUGGACACACCAUGCUGGCCUCGCUGCAAAGAGUGGUUAUCUUGGCCUUUGGUACAGCAGCUGUGGCUUCCACCACCACGGUUUACGAGCACUUCUUAUCCCAGAAGGACGCGAUGAAGUUCUGGACUCCACUCACUCUCUGCUACACCAUGUUGGUGGCCUACAACCAAGAGGAGCAACAUCGGCUGAGCAUCACAGAGGCCCUGCUGCGGACCGUGGUGCUGCGACUGGGAGGCCUGCUGGUUCUCAUGCUGGCAGUGGGAAACUGGACAGACGUUCUCCACAUCCUCGUCGCUUUUCUGGGAGAAGGAGUCUGUCUGCUGCCUUCUGAGGAUCUGCUGCAGGCUGCAUUAAAGGAAGAACGAGAACGCUGCCAGGACAAACAGAGGACCUGCCACAGAUCAAGGAUGAGAAUACAGUAGAAGGUGGUUAGCAAACACACCAUUGUGAGUCAGAGGAACGGGCUGAAUGUUUCUAGAAAGGCUCUGAAUUUAGUUUUGAAUUGGUGAAUGGUAUUUGAAAUGCAGUUUGGACAAGAAGGAGAAGGGGAUAGUUGGUAGCCAAAAGGAAAACAUUUCUGUUUUCUUUCAAGCUGAAAGAAAGAUUGAAAAUCUCUUAUUUCUUAUAUCUUAGUCAAACUUCUUAUGGAGAUGCAAAAACUUAUAAAAUACUAAAAACGUUCUGAAUGCAUGAACCAUUGGCUCGUGAAGCUCAACCUGUAAUAAUACCUUUCAGAAAAAUGUCAAUGAUGCCCAGAUUUAUUUUUGUAGAAGUCGUGACUUUUUUACACAAUUCACCUUUGAAUAUUUCUGCAGAAAAAGAACAUUUUUAAGCAUACAUUCAUUGAAGUCUCGCUCUAUCUCCAUGGUUCCCUGAUUGCUCCCACAUGUUAUCAACCUUUUCUCUACUACAUGAGCUCACAGGAAAACCUUUUAAUCUUAUUUCUUGCCCAGCAUCUUGCAGGUCCAGAAGCUUUCAUGAGAAACUUUCUCAUAAAAUAACAAUUUCCAAGUUUUUUAGCAAUAAAAUAACCUGGGACAAAGGACUGUUCUGUCUUUCCAGGAGUAGCGGAUAUUACCGCAGCUCUGAAUUAUGCUACUGUACAUUCAGUCGGUCAAUUAAUCUGUCAUCAUCGAUCUGAGGCAAAUUCUUCACCUUCCCAGGGAACAAUCAUUAUCAUACGUACAAACAGAUGUGGGGCUCCUUUUAUAAUUUAUUUUCACUCAGAGAUGAGAAUCAUUAAGAAGCUAAUGCAAUCUAAGGCUGCAAGUCAUGAUUAUUGUAGCAAUCAAUUAAUCAGGUUUAAAAUAACUUCACAUUCUGCAGAUAUUUUAUUAAAGCCUUUUUUGUAUAAAACUAUAAGUACAACAAGAGAACCAGGUGAAGCUAAAGCUAUGCCACUUUGGGUAGAAAAUAAUUACAGACAGGUAUAUUUUUUACUUAAAUGCAAAAUGUAUAUAAUUUUUGUACCUUUUUUGGUUUAAUUACUGCUCUGAGAAUGUCGCUCUUUCAGAAAUUGUUUUUUUAAAAGUCUGUAUCCUCCAGUUGAUGAUUAAUCAAUGACUAAAUUAGUUAAUUAUUUCAAUAAUCAAUUCAUCGCAUUUCAGCAAAGUGUAAAUCUGUUUCUGAUUAAACAACUGUAUGUUCCUACUUAAAAGAAAUAUGUGUAAGUAGCAAUGAGGAGAAAAUGUAAAGACUGAUAAUAAUAAAAAUAAUAAUAAAGUACGGCACCAUUUUCAUUGGGUAGUGGCAGCUUCAUGCUGCGUGGAUCCUUUACUUCAGCAGGAACAGGUCGCAAAAGACUGGAGACUGGAACAGAGGUUCACCUUUUAUCAGGUCACUGACCCUAACCACGUAUCCAUAGCUACAACAGAAUAAAAAAAACAUGGCCUAGUCAAAGUCCACACCAAAAUCCAACUGAGAAUUUAGGGGCACAACUUAAAAAUUGAUGCUCUCCAUCAACCAGUCUGAAAUUUCAGUUUCAUUUCUGUUUGCUACGUUUUGUACCGAUCGCAUUUGUUUUAAAUAAAUAAACUGAACGGACUUUAGAGAAAAUGUUCGUUUAAGAAAAGAAACUGUAUAAAGGAUAGUAGACGAGCAACAGAUUUGUUUAGAAGGAAAUGUUUCCCCUAUACCAGAAGAUUUUGCUCCACAAAUCCUUUGUAAUUUUUUAGGAUUUUAGAAAUAGAAAUAUCCUUUAUUUCGGCGCAACACAGCAAAGUGAUAGAAAAUCACAAAAAGACAGAAUAUAAAAUAUAGAAUAAAAACAGAAUAAAGGGCAAAAUUGUAACAUAAAUACUGUGUAGUUAUGAAAAAACAGUGUGCAAUGGAGUUGGUUGAUUAAAAAAUGUGCAUGUCACUGUCAGACCAUUUACAAUUAGUGAGAAUAAUUUCAUAAUCAUACACUUUUGCUUCCAACAAAUAAAGUCCUAAAUCCUCUUUUA